Messenger RNA from Endocarpon pusillum Z07020, 495 nucleotides. RefSeq lists its product as uncharacterized. The record is from RefSeq and is a predicted model, not a curated record. The transcript has a single exon. Lineage: Eukaryota; Fungi; Ascomycota; Eurotiomycetes; Verrucariales; Verrucariaceae. The coding region runs from base 1 to 495 and encodes 164 amino acids. Gene Ontology annotation, cellular component: membrane.
AUGGCAGCUAUCAUGAUCUUUGUCCGCUCUAUGUACAGUGUCGCAGAGCCACAGGCAGGAUUUGGAGGUAAGCUGGCCAACGAUGAAGUUCUCUCUGUGAUCUGUGAGAGGCCGAUGGUCAUCAUUGCCUCCGGUGCACUGACCGCUUUUCAUCCCGUGUUUUGCUUCGUAAGGGAGUGGAGGGCAUCAGGCAAGAGUCGGGACAGAAGAAAAGCAGAAAAUAUCAAAGCCAACAAGAAGGCUGGCAGGAUCAGCUUGCAACAUCUCGAUAGCAGUUUGCCUUCAAAUACCCGCAUGAUGAACUUCCAGCAUUUGGGCAGAGCGUGUGGCGAUUCUAAAUCGAUGCAGCGGCUCACCUUGGCCGUCCUCCUCAUGCUCCUCAUCAUCACUCCGAUAAGUCUUUCGUCGCUGCUAAUCCCACCCGUUGUCAUGUCCUUGGUCAUCAUCAAUCUCUUGGUACUUAUCGCGGAAAGCGUAGCACGCUGCAAAUCCUGA